ACGAUACCAAAUUAAUAUCAUUUGAUAUACAAUAAAAAUGUAUAUUUUUUCAUAUUAUAUCUAAGUCAGUACUGUAGUCGUUGAUGAUUUUUCUUACAAACUUGAUCAAACUAUGCUCCGUUGGAUCUCAGAGGCGGAAACAGAAAAUAACACAAUUCCAAUUCCAACGACUUUCUCAUGUAUUCGCAUGCCUAACAUACCUAACAUCGUAAAGACAACUGGGCCGAAAGGCAGUCUUGACAAGGAGAUUGGAUUGGUGCUAGACAAGAAUCGUAUUCUACCUGAGCCACCCUCAGAUGACAAGAAUCGUAUUUCCAUGCCCACCACACGUCGAAAGCAGAGCAGCUGACAGGGCCUGCCACUAACUAGUGUUCUCUUGGAAUAAAGGUUGCGUUGCGUUGCCCCAUAUCCUACCUUGGCAUAUUGCCAGUCUCAAGGCAGAAUAUGGCCCCAGGCAUCAUCAGCAUCUCAAUCUCCAUGUGAUAGUUCAGCUACGACGAGCUCACCUCCAUCCGUGGCAUGGGCAACACAGGGCCGCCGAGGAUGACGUCGUGGUGCAGGCACUGCGGCGCGGGCAUCGUGGCGCCGCCGGCCGGGUCGAGCUCCGGCGUCCGGUGCGCGCUCUGCCGCCGCGUGACGCGCGUCGAGCGGCACCGCAGCGUGGGCGCGCCCCCGUCGCCGCCGCGGACGGUGCGCUCUGCCAGUCGCGAGCUGCCGGCCGGCUACCCGGCAACCCGCGGCAAGAAGCGCGCCGUCCUCGUCGGCGUCAGCUACACGGGCACCGACCACGAGCUCAGGGGCACGGUGAAGGACGUCGAGUGCAUGAGGACCCUCCUCCGCGACAAGUUUGGCUUCCCCGGCGACUCCAUCCUCGUCCUCACCGAGGAGAGGAGCGACGAGCCGUACAGGGUGCCGACGAGGGAGAACCUGCUGCUGGCGAUGCGGUGGCUGGUGGAGGGGUGCGGCGCCGGCGACUCGCUGGUGUUCCACUUCUCCGGGCACGGCGUGCAGAAGCUGGACAUGAACGGCGACGAGGUGGACGGGUACAACGAGGCGCUGUGCCCGCUCGACUUCGAGGACAAGGGCAAGAUCCUGGACGACGAGAUCAACGAGACCAUCGUCCGGCCGCUCGGCCCCGGCGUCAAGCUCCACGCCAUCAUCGACACCUGCCACAGCGGCACCAUCCUCGACCUCAGCUACCUCUGCCGCCUCUCCAGGACCGGGUACUGGCAGUGGGAGAACCACGUCCGUCAGCCGGCCAAGCCGAAAUGCACCAGCGGAGGCCUCGCCGUCUCCAUCAGCGGCUGCAACGACGACCAGAAGUCGGCGGAGUCGAGCACCCAGGGGUUCCCCGAUUCCUCUGCCAUUGGCGCCAUGACGGACAGCUUCAUCAAGGCCGUGGAGUCCGAGCCGGGGACGACGUACGGGCGGCUGCUGGGCGCGAUGAGGGCGACGAUCCGGGACGGCCAGGGGGCCGGCCGCCGCCUCCUCCCCGGGCGGAUCGGCUCCUUCGUUCGCAAGAUGAUCACCUCCGGCGGCGUGCAGGAGCCCCAGCUCUGCUCUUCCGAGAUGUUCGACAUCUACCGGAAGCCUUUUCUCCUGUGAAAAGCUUCACCUUACCGAUGAUGCUGUCGUCCUGUCCUGCACUGUACUUGCGACUUGUGAGCAAACGGAACGGGACAUUUCAGUUGUACUGUACUCAGUGGAAUUAAAAUGAAGGUCCAAACCGAA
This is a messenger RNA of Hordeum vulgare subsp. vulgare (domesticated barley), 1731 nucleotides long. RefSeq names its product metacaspase-1-like. Bases 520 to 1605 code for a protein of 361 amino acids. Lineage: Eukaryota; Viridiplantae; Streptophyta; Magnoliopsida; Poales; Poaceae. Gene Ontology annotation, biological process: proteolysis. The transcript has 3 exons. Gene Ontology annotation, molecular function: cysteine-type endopeptidase activity. The record is from RefSeq and is a predicted model, not a curated record.